AAAAUGUUCUCCGCUUCGCUCUAUUUUCUCUUUACUUUAUUCCUCUUCUUGAGAUUAAAUUUUAAUGUUGUUGGAAUGGAUUUGGACAGAAAUGGAUGUGGAAAAACUAAAGGAUGUCUUUUCAGACCUAAUGGAUGUAAUCCAAUGCUGGAUUGUGCUAUAGCAAUUGUUUUUACAAUUUCUGGGAAGAAUCAAUUAUAUAUCCAGAUGGCAGCACAAAGUAUUUAUCCUCCACCACCACUUCAAUAUAUUGCUAUUGGAUUUUCACACGACAAAUUAAUGGGAAACGAUUUUGUGAGUGAGUGUGUACUUAACACUGAUGGAAGUUUAUUUAAUGAUGUAGAAGUUUAUGCUUCCUAUAAUUUAGAAAAGUCUAGAAAUGACAGAACUUUGUUAAAUUCUACAGAACAUUCCUUGUUGUAUGGUAAUGUUGAAGGAAAAAUGGAAGAUGGACGUCUUUAUUGUUCCUUUACUCAAGCAAUUCGCCCCCAAUUUUCCCUUUCUUCAUCUCGAUCAAAUUUAAUUUGGAAUUUGGACAAACCAUUUUGGAUAAUGGGGGCGACUGGAGGUGCUCAACCUGACGAAAUCAAUUCACAUGACACAGCAAGAGGUUCUCAUUUUUACCCAAUAUUAUCCUCAAAAGUUAUUGAUAUUUCAACUACUUCAUCAAAACAUUAUGAUUUACCUAUUCAAUAUCAAGAAAAUGAAACUAAAAAAUUUAAUAAAGUUAAUGGAACAACUACACCAAUUAAUUCUGCCUUUAAAAGAUUAAUUGGAGGAGGGUUGUUAAUUAUUUCUUUUAUUCCCUUAAUUGUUACAAAAAUACUUUUUCUUCGAAUCUAAUAAGUCUUGAAAAUUAAUUUUUUGGAUGAACAAAAAUUUUAAAAAAAAUUUAAUUUUUCAGAAAAAAAUUUUCCAGGGGGUCUCAUGCCCCUAAAAAUUAAAAAAAUUUUUUCUAAAGGUUCCCCUUCUUAAAUAUUUUUCUAUUUUUUGUUCAUCCUUUUUCUGCGGGAAUUUAAAAUUCUAUAAAAAAUUAAAUUUUCCGCAUCUUACGGGUAUGUAUUUAAAUUUUAUAGCAACUCUAAUAGAACCUAAAUACCAUCAAUUAUUUUAUAAAAUAUUUUCUAAAAUAAUUAUUAAUCUAUCUAUC
Meloidogyne enterolobii is the source of this 1150-nucleotide messenger RNA. The record is from the annotation of a GenBank genome assembly. Lineage: Eukaryota; Metazoa; Nematoda; Chromadorea; Rhabditida; Meloidogynidae.